AUGCAGCUUUCCGCUUCUGCUGCAGCUGUGGAGAUGGCCAAGACCCAGCAGAAUGGUACUGACAAUCAGGACCGUGCUACCACUACCCGUACCAACAGACAGUCUCUUCCUCCCAGUGCAAUGCGCCAGUCUGGUUAUGGUGAUGCUUCCAUGUCUCCUCUCAACGGUAUCUUGACUGAGAUCAAUACUGCAAAGAACACUGCCGCCAACAGACGAUCUAUGGAGGUCAAGUUCAGCAGUCUCGCCACGCCUAAGCGUCCUGGCUUGUUGGCCUCACCCAAUGGUAUCGGCUCGAAUGGUGUGCCCAAGCUUCAGGGCUCUUACUCGACCAACGACAUUCCCACUCUCAAGAGCACCAACGCUGCCAACUUCUCAGACAAGGCCGGUGCUGUUCAGAGUCCUCGUCCUGAGUUCGUUUCACCCACUCGCCAGUCCAACGCCCUCAGCAACGGUCAUCAGAACGGCUUCCACACUCCUUCUCGCCAAGUCCAGGAACAGCCCCAGUCAGAAGACCUCAGCAGCGCUACCUCGCAGAGAUCUGUCCUUCAAGCCAGCGCUGCACCUUUCGGACCCUCGGUCACUUCGCCUUCGUUCGAACCUGCUCGCAUCAUGAACAACAACUCGAAUGGUCUCAGCAACGGCCAUAUCAGUCCUCCUUCUAUGCAGACCUAUGGCAAUGGAGCCUACUACGGUGGCUACGGUAUGCACAUGCUGGGUAACGGCUUCAACCAGAUGUAUCUUGGCAACCAGGGUGGUGGUCAGUGGGGUCACAUGCCUGGCUUCCAACAUGGAUUUGGUGGUGGAUACUCUCAGCAACUCUCGCAGCAGAGCCCCGCGCGCUACAACGACAGCCAGCCCCGCGUCAUGCAGCAGCCACGCCGUGGUCAAACUGGUGAUGGUAAUUCACAACCUCCUUCUUCUUCACAACAUCGCUUGCUAAACAUGGAAUCAGACAACUCGCGUUACGCUAACGUCAAACUGCAGGAUCUCGUCGGCGAGAUCUACGGUCUAUGCAAGGACCAGCACGGCUGCCGUUACUUGCAGAAGAAGCUGGAAGAAGGUGAUGAUGAGAACAUCAGACUCAUCUUCGAAGAGACCAACCCUCACAUGAUCGAGUUGAUGACUGGUAAGUCACUUGCUCAACGCACAUCAAACUUCACUAAUUGA
This is a messenger RNA of Aureobasidium musti, 1167 nucleotides long. The record is from the annotation of a GenBank genome assembly. NCBI's taxonomy places the organism in Eukaryota, Fungi, Ascomycota, Dothideomycetes, Dothideales, Saccotheciaceae.